This is a messenger RNA of Alosa alosa (allis shad), 1021 nucleotides long. Its product is annotated as histone H2A type 2-B-like. The transcript is spliced from 4 exons. Gene Ontology annotation, cellular component: nucleosome. Gene Ontology annotation, molecular function: DNA binding; structural constituent of chromatin; protein heterodimerization activity. The record is from RefSeq and is a predicted model, not a curated record. The coding region runs from base 109 to 861 and encodes 250 amino acids. Lineage: Eukaryota; Metazoa; Chordata; Actinopteri; Clupeiformes; Clupeidae.
GCUAUCAAGUUUCAGCGAAUGAGAAUCUGUUUGUGUGACUAUAUAUAUUCUGCAUGUCCUUGACGCCGCAUCAUUCUCUGAUUAUCGAGUAAUAAACCUGUUACAACAAUGAGCGGACGUGGAAAGACCGGAGGCAAGGCUAGGGCGAAGGCAAAGACUCGUUCAUCGAGGGCUGGACUUCAGUUCCCCGUUGGCCGUGUCCAUAGGCUGUUGCGUAAAGGCAACUAUGCUCAGCGUGUCGGCGCUGGUGCACCGGUCUACUUGGCCGCUGUGCUCGAGUAUCUGACGGCUGAGAUUCUGGAGUUGGCCGGCAACGCUGCCCGUGACAACAAGAAGACCCGGAUCAUUCCCCGCCAUUUGCAGUUGGCUGUCCGCAACGACGAGGAGUUGAACAAGCUGCUCGGUGGCGUGACCAUUGCUCAGGGUGGUGUGUUGCCUAACAUCCAGGCUGUGCUGCUGCCUAAGAAGACCGAGAAGUCCAACCCUGUAGGACAAGCUGGCGGACCCCUCCCACCCUCUCAAGCAAGCAGUGAAAGCCCUGCAGGACAAGCUGGCGUACCCCUCCCAUCGUCUCCAUCGGCCCAGUUCAGCACCACCUUCCAGACAGCAAGCAGUGAAAGUCUUACAGGACAAGCUGUCGGACCAUUCUCACACUCUCCAUCAAGCACAUCAAGUGACAGGCCAAUCUUCCCCCCAGAAGUGUUACAACAAAUUAUUGGAGAAACACUGUGUCUUGAUAUGUCUAUGCUAGGUGUUUUUAACAGAGUAUCAAAAUCUUGCUGUACUGUCUGUCCACUAGCCACUUUUUACCACUGUCUUACUGCUUCACUGUUUGCAUGCUAUAUUAGCACAUAUGCAUAACCCCUCCCUCCAUCCCACAGCCGGAUUGUGGCCACACUUACCUAUACCUAUACUUAAUGCUUUAUAAUCAAUACUCGUAUAAAGGCUGUAACCCUAUUACGUCAACCCAUUCUUGCACUGAUAUAGUUUUUCUAUAGUCUUUUUUAUAUUACCUUGUCUA